AUGGGUAGUGUCAGCAGCCUCAUUAAUGGUAACAGCCUCAACAGCAAACACUGCAAGGCUUCUGAGCACAGGUUAAAGGAGGGAGCGAGUCACCACAGAAAGAGUGGAGGCUGCAGUCUUGACGGGUUGCUAAAGUGUGGCUUUGCUCAGGGCUCUUCAUCCUCCACUCAUCACUCUAAAGGCCUCUCGCACUCGAGGUCAGGGAGAAGUGAGGAUUUCUUUUACAUUAAGGUGAGUAACAAACCGAAGUCAGGGUACCACAGGGAACGAUCAGUGGAGGAGACUGUGACCAGAGAUGGAAAAUCAGACUGUCAGCAGCAACCCAAACCAAAACUCCUUAUAAUGCCUGGAAAGAUACCAGAACGGGGGAGUUUGACUUCUGCUGAGAAGUCGCUGGUCCAUUCCACUGCCUUUAACUCUGCAAAUCCCUCGAGGCCUUCAUACGCAGAGAUUGGCCACAACAGUCUGGACAACAUCCUUUGUCCCCUGAGGAAAGCGAGAUGUCCAAAUGUUGGACAAAAACAAGACACCUUAGGUUUCUGGACUUUAUCUGACUCUGGACGUAACUCCAUGUCUAGCCUGCCUACCCACAGCACCAGUGGCAGUCUCAGAGGUUCCUCGGGGCCCGUCUGUCAGAUUGAUGGCAGCUCAGCUCUUGCAAACAGCCUCGGCAGAGGACAACAGCCCAAUUUCCCUCCAUGGGUCAACAGAAACAAUGCCAAACCCGACUGCAAUUACAGGGCUUGUUGGAAUAGCAGCGUUUUGGCUUCUAUGGCUAAUGAGAAUUCUGGCUCCCCACUGUCUGCAGAUGAGCCAAGAGCUGUCUCUGAAACCACAGGUGGGAUUCGAACCCCCAUAACGACAGACGAGUCACUGAUUGAGCAUCUAGAGCAGAGGCUGCUUGAGAGAGAAACCGAGCUGCAGGAGCUACAGGUGAGUUUAGAGGAGAAAGAAGCAGACACCUGCCAGCUGUUUGAGGAGAGACAAAGAUAUUGUGCUGAGGAGAUUGAGGGCCUGAAGCAACAUUGCUCCACGAAGCUACAGCAAGUUUCACAAAUGGCUGCAAAAUCCCAUCAAGCUCUGCAGCUGCAGGUCAGCCAGCUUCAGGCACAGAACGACAAGCUUCAGGGAGACGUCUCCAAGCUGACUCGAGAGAAAAAUCUUGUUGAACUGAGAUUGAGGUCCUCAGAAAAAGAGAGCACACAACUCGUACCGACACUCGAAGAAACUCAGUGGGAGAUAUGUCAGAAGACGGGAGAAAUCUCGUUACUGAAGCAGCAACUGAGAGAAUGCCAAGCAGAUGUCAGCAACAAACUCAACGAGAUCGUUUGUCUGAAAGCAUCGCUGAAGGAAAACGUGACAAAAGUGGAGGUGCUUGAGCGACAGAAAAAAGACUAUGAGGACAAACUCCAGGCCUGCACCAGAGAGAUUGAGGUGUGUCAAAACGAACUCCAGCGCAAAAAAAACGAGGCUGAUUUUCUGAGGGAGAAAGUGAUCAAACUGGAGAAAGACAUUCAGGGAAAGAAUCAGGAUUUCCCUGCAGCCAAAGAUAAAACACUGCAGCAAAGCAUGGAACUUGAAACCUAUUCACAGACUCGGACCUUAGAAAGCCCGAUCCAGGAAUCAGACUCUUCUGAAAAUGAGGUGGACAUGAAAAGACACAUCUCCACUGAAUCGCUCCAAAGACAGGUGGAAAGAUUGAAGCAGCAGCUCAGAGAGGAGAAGAGUGCUCAGGAGAGGCUGGUCAGCAGCUUUGAGCAGGAGCGGCAGACGUGGAACAAGGAGAAAGACAGGGUGAUCAAAUAUCAGAAGCAGCUUCAGAUCAAUUACUUGCAGAUGCACAAGAAGAACCGAGACCUGCAGAGGGUCCUGAAGGAGCAAACGGCAGAGCUGGAGAGUCGGACCGAGCUGAGCAAGAACGUCAGAUAUGCCUCAGGGUUACAAACGUAUGAUGAUGUUAUUGCCACAGAAAUAUGA
This is a messenger RNA of Nematolebias whitei (Rio pearlfish), 1977 nucleotides long. It is a transcript of the gene lzts1, whose product is annotated as leucine zipper, putative tumor suppressor 1. Gene Ontology annotation, cellular component: dendritic spine. The transcript has 8 exons. Gene Ontology annotation, biological process: regulation of dendrite morphogenesis; regulation of synaptic plasticity. The record is from RefSeq and is a predicted model, not a curated record. Bases 1 to 1977 code for a protein of 658 amino acids. Lineage: Eukaryota; Metazoa; Chordata; Actinopteri; Cyprinodontiformes; Rivulidae.